ACAAAGAAUAAAUUUUACAAAAUUAAUUUACUUUGAAAUCAUUUUUUUCACUCCAAAACUAAACAAAUCCUAAAAUGACAUGUAAAAAAGGCUUCAUCACUCCAAACAUAGUACAAUGAAGUCUGAACUACACGACACUCAAUAUCGCUAAGGAUGCCGCUACGACAUUUUACCAAACAGAUAAUGUGGGACAAAAUUUGCAGGUGGCAACGCCGUGUGUUCUCCACCGUAACACGAACACUAAGCAAUGAAGACGGUGUCGAGUUUCUUCCCAAAAUUCCACACUUUACUCACACUCCAGCUCCCUACAAUGGCCCUUCAGCAUUCCAUCUCUCAAAAAGAAGAAAACAGUAUCUCCCGACUUUCAUUGACACCUUUUACACUCACCCGUUAAAUCUGGUGGAGGGUAAAAUGCAAUAUGUGUAUGAUGAAAAUGGUAGAAGAUACCUUGAUGCAUUUGGUGGAAUUGCUACUGUUUUGUGUGGUCAUUGUCACCCUUAUGUUGUUGAAGCAAUUGUUAAUCAGACGAGGCUUUUGCAGCAUACUACUGUUCUUUAUUUGAAUCAUGCUGUUGUUGAUUUUGCUGAGGCACUUGCUGCUAAAAUGCCUGGAGAACUUAAGGUUGUUGUCUUCACAAAUUCUGGGACAGAAGCCAAUGAGUUGGCUUUGAUGAUGGCAAGGCUGUACACUGGCUACCAUGAUGUCAUUUCCAUAAGAAAUGGUUACCAUGGAAAUGCAACCUCCACAAUGGGCGUCACUGCUCAGUUUUUUUAUAAGUUUAAUGUUGUGCAGACAGGAGUUCACCAUGUCCUUAACCCGGAUCCGUACCGAGGAGUUUUCGGUUUGGAUGGAGAAAAAUAUGCAAAUGAUGUUCAAGAGGUAAUUAACUAUGGAACUUGUGGUCAUGUAGCUGGCAUUGUUGCUGAGGCCAUUCAGGGAGUAGGUGGAGUGAUAGAAUUGGCACCAGGUUACUUGCCAGCAGUUUAUAGCAUCAUCAAAAAAGCAGGAGGACUCUUUAUAGCUGAUGAGGUUCAGUCAGGCUUUGGUCGAACUGGUAGUCAUUUUUGGGGCUUUGAGGCACAUGGAAUUCUCCCGGAUAUUGUUACAAUGGCAAAGGGAAUUGGAAACGGCGCACCUAUUGGUGCAGUGGUAACAACACCUGAGAUUGCAAAAGUUCUGAAAUACGCGUGCUUUUUUAGCACAUUUGGAGGAAAUCCUGUUUCUACUGCUGCUGGAUUAGCUGUUCUCAAUGUGAUUGAAAAGGAUAAACUUCAGCAAAAUGCACAUGUUGUUGGAUCAUAUUUAAAGGACCGUCUUAAGUCACUUAUGGAAAAGCAUGAGAUAAUUGGAGAUGUGAGGGGAAGGGGAAUGUUGCUAGGAGUUGACCUUGUGAAAGAUCGGCAGCUGAAAACUCCUGCGAAAGACGAAAACCUGCAUAUCCUUGAACAGAUGAAAGAUAUGGGAGUACUAGUUGGAAAAGGUGGAUUUUAUGGAAAUGUUUUAAGGAUUACACCUCCACUUUGCUUCACUAAGGAAGAUGCAGAUUUUCUAGUAGAUGUGAUGGACUAUACAAUGUCAAAGAUGUGAAGCAUAUGCAAUAUCAAAGUUCUGGGAGAUCCAUUAUUAUUAUUAUUAUGUGUUUGUAUCACUUACUAUUCCCACCCUAUUGAGUUUGAAGCCACUUGCUAAACAAACGCAUCAUAGUCUAACUGUUAUUUGACUAACUGUCUCAAGAGGAAUGAUGACUUCACAACAUUCUUUCAUGUAUCAAAUUGUAGCAAUACUAAAUGAAUGUGGGACACUCUUAAAAUGAUC
Molecule: messenger RNA, 1815 nt
Organism: Lathyrus oleraceus (garden pea)
Lineage: Eukaryota; Viridiplantae; Streptophyta; Magnoliopsida; Fabales; Fabaceae
Product: alanine--glyoxylate aminotransferase 2 homolog 2, mitochondrial
Exons: 9
Coding region: 154-1587 (477 amino acids)
Cellular component (GO): mitochondrion
Molecular function (GO): pyridoxal phosphate binding; transaminase activity
Source: RefSeq, a predicted model, not a curated record